Messenger RNA from Kickxella alabastrina, 2615 nucleotides. Its product is annotated as SDA1-domain-containing protein. Lineage: Eukaryota; Fungi; Kickxellomycota; Kickxellomycetes; Kickxellales; Kickxellaceae. The transcript has 5 exons. Bases 161 to 2518 code for a protein of 785 amino acids. Gene Ontology annotation, cellular component: nucleolus. Gene Ontology annotation, biological process: ribosomal large subunit export from nucleus; ribosomal large subunit biogenesis. The record is from RefSeq and is a predicted model, not a curated record.
CUUUUGUCUUGACCUGGUUGAUAUUAGCGCUUACUAUACAUUCAUAUUUAUAUUUAUAUUUUCCCUUUUCAUACAAGCGCAUACACCCUUUUUCUUUUUCUUGUAUUAAGGCCAUCUAGAACCACGCAUAGUCAGUCACUCAGUCAGCCAGCCAGUUACCAUGGGUCGCAAAAACAAAUCGGCCAGCCUUCUCAGCAACCUGCCCCAGCUGCAGAACCUGAUCAAGCGUGAUCCUCAGUCUUACCAGGAUGAGUUCAACCAACAGCUGCACCACUUUGAGGCAUCGCUUGCCAUUUUCGAGCUCAAGCCUGACGAGGAGGCAAAGGACUUCAGCGAUCUGAUUACCUUUUUGUCGCAGGUCGCCAAAUGCUACCCGAAACAGAGCGCGCGGUUCCCCUCCCAGCUGAUAAACCUGGUUCAGAAGCACUACCCGGUGCUAAAUGCCGAUUUGCGCAAGUCGAUCGUCCAGGCGCUCAUUCUGCUGCGUAGCCGUGGCGUCGUAUCCAAUCUGCGAGUGAUGCCGCUGUUCUUUACGCUGUUCCGGUGCCACGACAAGGCCCUGCGCAAGCUUCUGUACACCCACAUCGUUAACGAUGUCAAGAACGCCAACAAGGGUCGGAACCGCAACCACAAGCUUAACAAGGCUCUCCAGGGCUUCAUGUACACGAUGAUCACCGCUGCCGAGCCCAGGACAAGCACGGAGAGGAAGAGUCUGGACGUGUGCAUUGAUCUGUACCGCAAAAACAUUUGGACUGAUGCCAAAGCUGUAAACGUUAUUUCUCAAGCUUGCUUCUCGCCCAUUACCAAGGUCAUGAUGACCGCCGCAGAAGAUGACGAUGGCAACUCGACAAAGAAAAAGACCAUCAACUUUAGGCUGGUGCAGCAUCAAGUGAACAUCAACCGAAAGACCAAGUACCGCAAGCGCGUUCUCGAGCGCGCGACGCGCAUUCAGAAGCGCACACAGGCCAAGAAGGACGGCCAGUUGGUUGAUGACGAUGUCGACGAGGAGAGCGCCGCGGCUAAGCGCAAGAAGAAUAAGAGUGAUAUUCCAGACACUUCAAACUUUGACGUUCUCAGCUUGAUCCACGACCCCCAGACCUUUGUUGAGAGGCUGUUUUCGCGGGUCAACAGCGCAGCGAAUGCAACCAAGCGUGGUGGCAGCACAGUCGACCGCUUUGAAGUGCGCCUGGUCAUGCUCAAGCUCGUUUCGCGUCUGAUUGGCCACCACCAGCUGCAGCUCAUGGCGUUCUAUCCGUUCUUCCAGCGGUACUUACAGCCGCACCAGGCCGAGGUGACCCAAAUCCUGGCCAUCCUGGCCACCGCUACAAACGCAUUCACCCCGCCCGACAUUCUGCAGCCGCUUAUCCGCGCAAUCGCCGACAACUUUGUCUCGGAUCAUUGCUCACCCGAGCCGCUGGCAGUUGACCCUGAUCUGCUCAACGACUUGAUUAUGUACCGUAAACACAAGGACAAGGGUGUGAUGAUGGCAGCCCGCAGUCUGCUUGCCUUGUACCGCGAGGUCAACCCCGAGAUGCUGCACCGUCGCGACCGCGGACGCGAUGCGACAGUAAACAUCAGCAAUGGCACUUCUGGAAAGGAGCUUCUCGGCUACGGUGAGUCGCGCGUCGCUGAGGGCGUCGAGGGCAUUGAGCUCCUCGAGAUGUACGAGCAGAGGAAUGCAUCAGCGCCUGGCGAUGGGUGGGACCAGUGGGAGGUUGACAGCGACCAGGGCAGCGAUGCUGGCAACGAUUCUGAGUCAGCGUGGGUGGAGGCCAAUGAUAGCGAGGAUGAAGCCGAGGCGGGCGCCUCAUCCGAUGAGGACGAUGAUGAGGAUGAGGAUGAGGAUGACGAGGAGGAGGAGGAAGACAUUGAACUUGCAUCUGACUCUGGAUCUGGCUCUGAGGAUCAGGACGACGACGACGAUGUCGAGGGGUCUGACAGCGAGGUCGAAGAUGGACCGGCUGUUGAGACAGAGCCUGUGCAGGCGACUGAGAAGAAGCGUAUCGACAUGAUCAGAUUCCUAACCAACGAAGACUUUGACCGGAUUGACCGCCUCAAGAAGCGCCAGAGAGACGGCCAGCUGAAGCAGGCCCAGUCCAAGAAGGCGAAGAAGAAUGUUGCCGACGACGAAUACUCUGAGGAAGAGGAUCUCAUGGAUAUUGACAAUGUCAGCGACGACUCUUCGUCGGGCGAGGACGACGAUGAGAACAAGGACUACGUUGAAGACUGGGAUAUUCUGGGUGACUACCACACUCGCCGCCGCCGCAGAAAGGCCUCGUACGAGGAGCGCGUCGACGCCGCCAACGCUAGCCGCGAGGGCCGUGACAAGUUUGGGAGCAAGAAGGCCAAGCGCGAGAAGGAGGGCCGCAGUCUGUCGAACAAGGAGAAGCGCAAGACGAAGAGUUUUGCGAUGGUGUCUCACAAGCGCGCCAUUGUCUCCAAGGGCAGGCGAAGCAUGGUGCACAAGCGCCACGACCUGCGCAGACAUAUUACCAAGCAGAAGAAGAAUGGCUUCUGAGCACAGCAAUUGGACAUUUUUAUUUCAUAUAUCUUUCUCAACCUUAUAUAUACUUUUAUACGUAGACAGUGCCACAUUGGAUUUUUUUGCAACCCCA